This is a messenger RNA of Coregonus clupeaformis (lake whitefish), 3881 nucleotides long. Its product is annotated as small G protein signaling modulator 3. The record is from RefSeq and is a predicted model, not a curated record. Lineage: Eukaryota; Metazoa; Chordata; Actinopteri; Salmoniformes; Salmonidae. The transcript has 21 exons. Gene Ontology annotation, molecular function: protein binding. Bases 208 to 2508 code for a protein of 766 amino acids.
GAAACGCACCGCUAACAGGUGCAUGACGCAAAACCCUAGUAGUACCAGCUUUGGCUAUUUUUACAAAGCUGUCGGAAAACACUGGACAGCCUUUGUAAUGGUACAGACUGAUCAUAAGAGUCGGUGCUAGUAUCUGUUGAUCUCCCUCCUUUCCCAGAGUGGCUGUCUACACCAACACACUCUUCAUUCAUUCUGCUCUCCUCCAGCAUGUCAGGUGGUUACACUCCGGCCCCCGGGGGACCCUUCUCAGCCCUGACCUCCAGUAUGUGGCCCCAGGACAUCCUGGCCAAGUACUAUCAGAAGGACCCAACAGAGGAGGCUGAACCGCAGUAUGAUGAGUUUGGCUUCAGGCUGGACAGUGAAGAUGGUGUGGAGCCAGAGCCGAGGCCAGAGCCCCAGAGAGAGGACCCCCAGCAGAGGCUGCGCUGGCAGGCCCACCUGGAGUUCACCCACAACCACACCGUAGGAGACCUGACCUGGGACCUCAUCUCCCCCGUCCUGCCCCGCUCUGAACGCCUCCGCUCCCUGGUGCUGGGUGGCAUACCACACAGCAUGAGACCACAGUUGUGGAUGCGUCUGUCUGGAGCUCUGCAGAAGAAGAGGACUACAGAGAUCUCCUACAAAGAGAUCGUUAAGAACAGCACCAACGACGAGACCACUGCUGCCAAACAGGUACUGGAUGCUGAGAUAGAGAAGGACCUGUUGCGGACCAUGCCCUCCAACGCGUGUUUCUGCAGCCUGCAGAGUGUGGGUAUUCCCAGGCUGAGGCGGGUACUGCGGGGCCUGGCGUGGCUCUACCCAGACAUCGGCUACUGCCAGGGCACAGGCAUGGUGGUGUCAUGUCUGCUGCUGUUCCUGGAGGAGGAGGACGUGCUGUGGAUGAUGUGUGCCCUGAUCGAGGACCUGCUUCCCCCCUCCUACUUCUCCUCCACCCUGCUGGGGGUCCAGACGGACCAGAGGGUCCUCAGACAGCUCAUAGUCCAGUACCUACCAAGCCUGGACAGGCUUCUCCAGGAGCACGACAUCGAGUUGUCUCUGAUCACGCUGCACUGGUUCCUGACGUCGUUUGCCAGUGUGGUGGACAUCCGCAUCCUGCUGAGGAUCUGGGACCUGCUGUUCUACCAGGGCUCUGUGGUCCUCUUCCAGGUCACACUGGGCAUGCUCAAGAUCAAGGAGGUUGACCUUCUCCUCUCUCCCCUACAGGAGGAGGAGCUGGUGUCCUCGGAGAACUCGGCGUCCAUCUUCAACACGCUGUCCGACCUGCCCAGCCAACUGGGUGACGGGGCUGCAGUACUGGGGGAGGCCAUGAGGCUGGCAGGGGCGCUGUCCCAGGACACGCUGGAGGCCCAGAGGAACAAACACUUGGCCUACAUCCUCAACGAGCAGGCCCAGCUCAACACCAACAACUCCCACACACUCAACACCAACCUCAAUAAGGUUGUGAGGAGACAGUCGUUACGUAGGAAGUCCACUCUGAGCUCUCUGUUGUGGGGUGAGGAUGAGGCGGAGGCGCUCAAGUCUAAGAACAUCAAGCAGACAGAGCUGGUAGCAGCGCUCCGAGAGGCCAUCACCCGCACCGCUGAACACUUCCACUGUCUGGACCCCCGACACACCAGCACUGACCUGACUCCAGACUACUCCAUGGAGAGCCACCAGAGAGACCACGAAAACUUCCUGGUCGUGUCUCGUAACCGACGGAGACGGGCCAAAGCCCUGCUGGACUUUGAGCGCCAUGACGAUGACGAACUGGGCUUCAGGAAGAACGACAUCGUCACGAUUUUUUCCCAGAAGGAUGAGCACUGUUGGGUGGGAGAGCUCAAUGGGCUGAGAGGUUGGUUUCCAGCCAAGUUCGUGGAGAUCCUCGAUGAGCGGAGCAAAGAGUACUCUCUGGCGGGUGAUGACUCGGUGACGGAGGCGGUGACAGACCUGGUCAGAGGGACGUUGUGUCCUGCCCUGAAGGCCAUCUUCCAACACGGCCUGAAGAAACCCUCCAUACUGGGAGGACCCUGCCACCCCUGGCUCUUCUUAGAGGAGGCAGCCAGUAGAGAGGUGGAGAGGGACUUUAACUCAGUCUACUCCAGACUGGUGCUGUGUAAGACAUACAGAUUAGACGAGGAUGGCAAGGUUCUCACACCAGAGGAGCUGCUCUACAGAGCGGUGCAGUCUGUCAAUAUGAGCCACGACUCUGCACACGCUCAGAUGGACGUCAAGUUCCGCUCCCUCCUCUGCGUGGGCCUCAAUGAGCAGGUGUUACACCUGUGGUUGGAGGUGUUGUGUUCCAGUAUGCCUGCAGUAGAGAAGUGGUACCAGCCCUGGUCCUUCCUACGCAGCCCAGGAUGGGUCCAGAUCAAGUGUGAGCUCAGGGUUCUCUCAAAGUUUGCCUUCAGUCUCUCUCAGGACUGCGAGCUGCCUGCCAAGAAAGAGGAGAAAGAUCAGAGGCCACUGAAGGAAGGAGUCCAAGACAUGUUGGUGAAGCAUCAUCUCUUCAGCUGGGACAUCGACGGCUAGACACACACACACACAUAUUCCACACACCCAAAGCCUGCAAAAAAACUCCCCUCCCCACACAUGCUGUGUGUAUACCAGAGUGAUCUUUCUGUCUCUUUCAUAUUGACUGCUAUGUCAGAACCCGCUACUAGUGUUUCCAUCACUACCUCUCACUAGGAAGUAUUGUAUUGUUCAGACACUUGAUCAUCAUUCUACAAACACAUUGGUAUGCAUCGUGGUUUCCCCUCCUCGUCUCAACUAAACUGUAUCCGAAGCCUUGCUACUGAGGAUUGUAUCCCCGUAUAGUACACUAUGGGGAAUAGGGGGCGCGUUCAGCACGACGCAACGUUUUAGAACAUUCAGAUAGAAAUAGGCAUUGUAGAACAAACAUGCCUCUCUGACAUGUAGAGUAAGGAAUAACAUCAGCUCUAUUCAUGGCAUUUCUAUCUGCAAGGUUGAAACCAGGAAGUUGAUAGUCCUGGCUGUCGCCAUGGCUCUUAGUUCUUGGGUGAAGCUACUGUGUAUGUUGUGUCCACACUAGUGUUUGAUACUUUAGACUACGUGUGGAAGACAUACAGAAAGUGCUCUGAUGUAGCAUUCCUUAGGUACAGAGUAGGCACCUCUACUGUGCCAUAUGAAGUAUUUCCUCAGACUCAAGGACUGGGGUGUAUCACUAGGAACCAAACGGAACAAAACUGGGAGGAAUGUACCUGAAUUUGUCCCAUAGAAACGUGUUUUUGUUGCACAAUAUUUUCCGUUGCCAAACAUUUUGCUACGGUGUGCACUACUUACGCACUGAUCUGAUGUCCUAGUAGCACCUGUGUUCACAAGUGUCCUGCUACCAGUACUGUAGUAGGAUGUGCUGAUUGAGAAGUUUAACGUACUCCACAACCACCCUGUCGAUCCGUGUUGGCACCCAACGUUAUAGAACAAUCCCAUUCUACUCUGCCUUCCGGCCACUAUUGUCUUGAAACGUUUGGUGCCAACGUGGCACCGAUGAAAAUGACUCUCAAACCAAGUUUGUCCCUUGUGGUAAUGUGUGUGGGCUACUAGACAGCCUGAAACCACUGUCUGUGCACCCAUUGUAUCUGUAGUAGUCAAUUUGUGGUGACUGGGAGGAACUACAUCAGAAAAUGAAAUUGUUACAUGUAUGAAAAAUGAGAUCUAUGAUUUAUAACUAUAAUGUCAACAUUUCCUUUUCAUUUCAGUUAAUUUCUUUGUAAAACAGUCUUCAUAUUGAGAUGUGUUACGAUGGGUGUGUCCACCCAACAUAAAAACAAUUGGCUUCCAUCUUGGUGUGUAAUGACUGAAGAAAAGCCACUAGACUAACACACAUCCACCUUGUACAGUAAUGUUACACUAUAUACAUAAGAAAAUAAACAUCUAUAUCAGAA